CCACCAGCCUCGCCGCCACGCCGCGCCGCCUUUCCCAAUUCCCGGGGUUUCUGGUUUCCCCGAUCCAUCCCAGCUGCAGGAGAUUUGGUAUUUCCUACCAGCCCUACGCGUCCUUCAAGCGACCGACUUGCAUCCUACAAUCACCCCUGACUUUAUUCUCUCGCUCACUCCAACCGUGGUCGCCGCUUCGCCGCUUCUGGUGCUCCCCCAGCUCGAGAUCUUGCAUUUUGAGGUCACAUGAUUUGUUAGAGUCGGCGAUACGUCUCCAGUCGAGCUUCUGCGCAUAUAUCUCCGGGAGCGAGUAGCUUGCGGCCGCCCACUCCGUCGCCUGGAGCUUGUGGAGUGUUCGCAUAUCUCUGUCUCUGAUGUUCAAGAUAUGGGGAGCGACGGGCUGGUUAGCGAGGUUUUUAUUGGGAGGGAGGUGUCAGAAGACGGCAGCGACAGCGAUAACGAAGAGGGCUCGGGCUGAAUAUGUGCAUUUGAUUAAAACUUUGAACUUGCAGUGAGAUUUUAUUCAGCCAUACCCAACGUACAACGCUUCGGUGUCGUUGGAUGUCUUCAUUCGUUUUCUCAAUCCCGAUUACGCAAUGGCCCCGUCAUAACCACUUCCCGCGCUCAAGGAUUGGCAGAUACGCGGCACGUCGUAUGGAAAUCUGUCUCAACGGUCGCACGUCACGCUGCGCGACUGCCUGCGGCCGACAGCUCACAGCAGCUUUCGAUUGUGACGUUUGCAGUUCGCGAAAUAUGCGCGCUCGGUUGAUCGAUAUGCCGAGGAGGUACUUCAAGUCUACCUCCUCAAGACGCCUCAGUUAAUGAAGCAAAAGCCUUGGGAGGGUACCCUAUCAAAAAAAAUGAGCACGAUUGGGAAACGGUAUAUGUCAAUUUAAGAUGGAGCCUGGGUCAGGGAAAAUGGUGGGUCUACAUGGCGGAAUGAUAGUUCACAACCGUCGAGUCGUAGAUAGAGGUAUGUAGUUAUCGAAACAAUACAUUUUUGAGAU
Molecule: messenger RNA, 998 nt
Organism: Coniophora puteana RWD-64-598 SS2
Lineage: Eukaryota; Fungi; Basidiomycota; Agaricomycetes; Boletales; Coniophoraceae
Exons: 2
Source: RefSeq, a predicted model, not a curated record